UUGGCCACCUACACAAUCUCUCACAUGGAGAACAUAUCAUCAUCUGGGAAAAAGGGGGCUUUGCUGCGUAAUCUCAUCUCCUUCAAUUUUAGGAAAAACCCUCUUGGGUAUGGAAGAAAGAGGCUCCGAUAGCGGUGAGGGCGCACCGCUUAUGAUUGCAAUGAAAAAGGGAAGCGCCGCGGCGGCGGAGGGAGACGAUCGUCCCGGGAUUCCUCAAUUAUUUAGCUCAGUGCCAUCUCUGAAUGAGGCGGCGGCGUAUCUCGCCGGAACCACGUCGAUUUUCACCCGCUGUUUCCCUGAUAUUUCAAUAAUCCCUGCAUCUGAAGAACCUCCUGGAAAUGAAAUGGUUCAAUUUGUGUCGGGAGAUGCUAUAGAAGAGACCAGAUCUUUAGUAACUAACAGAAAUGUUUCUUCAAGUGGACAUGAUUUAUCUGCUUCCGAAUUUGAUGCUCCGUUAGUCCAUGGUGCAAUCACUAUGGGCUCGGGUCGAGCGUCUUCUCAAAAUUCUAAUGCGAUUGUGCCAGCAAAUACCAACCCAAAUGGCAGUUCCAUUUUUCAGGGCCUCAUUGAAAAGGUUAGGCGGACAGUUCAGGGCUCUGCCGAUGAUAUUGGCUGGCUACAAAAAGAUCCAGACAUGCCACCGGUUGAAGAUGGAACUGAAAGAUUUACAGAAAUACUUGAUGAAAUACGACAUGGUGUGCACCGGUUGCCAAACACAAUGAUUUACUUGUUAGUCCCAGGUCUCUUCAGCAACCACGGUCCUCUUUAUUUCAUGAGCACAAAGACAAGUUUUUUGAAGAUGGGGCUCACUUGUCAUAUAGCCAAAAUUCACAGUGAGGCUUCAGUGGAAAAGAAUGCCAAAGAGAUUAAGGACUAUAUAGAAGAAAUAUAUUGGGGUUCCAAGAAACGUGUGUUGCUGCUCGGUCAUAGUAAAGGCGGAAUAGAUGCUGCGGCCGCUUUGUCCAUAUAUUGGGAUGAACUGAAAGACAAGGUUGCUGGAUUAGCGUUAGCGCAGAGUCCAUACGGUGGAAGUCCAAUCGCUUCUGAUAUCCUCCGAGAAGGUCAACUUGGCGAUUAUGUAAACAUGCGUAAGCUGAUGGAGAUCCUCAUAUGUAAAGUAAUCAAGGGCGAUAUGCAGGCUUUAGAAGACUUGACUUAUGAGAAAAGGAAAGAGUUCUUGAGGAAAUACCAAUUACCGAGGGAGCUGCCUGUCGUUUCCUUCCACACCGAGGCGAGGAUCUCCCCUGCAGUUUUGGCCACAUUAUCUCGUGUUGCUCAUGCAGAGCUCCCCAUGUUCUCUGGGCAACCUACAACGCUGCCUGUGAUCGUACCUCUGGGUGCUGCAAUGGCUGCCUGCGCGCAGCUGCUUCAGAUUAGGUACGGUGAGAAGAGCGAUGGGCUUGUCACUUGCCGCGAUGCAGAGGUUCCUGGCUCGAUCGUGGUCAGGCCAGAGCGCAAGCUAGACCACGCCUGGAUGGUGUACUCAUCGUUGAACGAUGAUCCAUUAGAAGCAGACGCGUCUCAAGUGUGCGAAGCACUUCUCCGCAUGCUCGUUGAGGAUGUGAGGAAAGAGAAAGACGAAGCUGCCAAGAAGGAAGAAUGAGAUGGUUCUGGACUUCUGGUUGCUUCAGUUUUACUAAUUUUUGCUUUUUUGUACUACUAUUUAGGUGAUUAUAGUCAGAUCAAUUUUUUUGUUUCUUUCUUUGUUUUCUCCUUUUGAAUUGGCUGUGUUCAACUAAUUAUAUAUUCAAGCAUGGCUCACAUUUAGUAAAA
Messenger RNA from Salvia hispanica, 1773 nucleotides. The record is from RefSeq and is a predicted model, not a curated record. Lineage: Eukaryota; Viridiplantae; Streptophyta; Magnoliopsida; Lamiales; Lamiaceae.